AUGAUUUUAUCAAAUCUCAUUGCGUUAAUGGUGCAUUCUUUAUGCGUAUUGACAUUAAUAGUAAAUCAUUCGUAUGGAGAGACGUUUACAUUAGGAUACAUCACAGGGUCACAGCGACGACCUGGAGACAUGAACUAUCCGAGACCUGGAAGAGUUAUAUCAGGUGCAAUAUCUAUGGCUAUUGAGGAAGUGAAUAAAAAUCUUCUCGGACCUAUGGGCCAUUCCUUGGACUUCGUAGUGGCGGAGACGUUUGGGCAAGAAGAAGUUUCUAUAAAACAGGUUGCAGCACUAUGGGCAGCUAACGUAUCAGCUUUCAUUGGACCUCAAGAGACGUGUGUGCAUGAAGGACGAAUGGCGGCUGCUUUCAACCUUCCUAUGAUAAGCUAUUACUGCCGGGACGUGGCCAGCUCCAACAAGCGAGUGUACUCGACAUUUGCGCGAACAAAGCCGUCGGACAUCGAUAUAUCACGCUCCGUCGUCGCUGUUCUGACGCAUUUCAAUUUCAUGCAUAUAGCAGUAGUAUACCUCAAGGCUCCGAACCAUGACUUCUCUCGUCUGGCAUACGCAAUAAUAACGGCAGCAAACGAGAAGAAAAUAUCGAUACGAACAGUGCAAGUAUAUCGUCAACCUUAUUACUAUGAAAACAGGCGGGAAAACUUUUCAAGGAACCCCUUCUUGGAUAUAGUUCGAGAGACUUACAAAGAUACAAGGAUUUACGUGUCCAUCGGUUACUAUCAUGAUCACAUCGGUCUGAUGUUAGCUUUAGACAGCAUGAAGUUGUUAGAUACAGGUGAAUACGCAGCUAUUGGGGUAGACGUGGAAAAAUACGAACCUGAAGAGGCGAUACGAUAUCUAUCAGGUCCUUUACUAAAGGAGCCUAGUCCAAGAACUGUCAAGGCUUUUCGUUCAUAUCUUGCCGUGUCGCCAUCACCCGCACCUUCGUAUCCUGCUUUUGCGAUGGAAGUGAAUAGACGACUACAAAUGCCUCCGUUCAAUUUCGUUAAUCCCCUACUGGCUCUAGGGGGUGGCAAAGUUAUACCAGUAGAAGCAGCAUGGUUGCAUGAUGCUGUUUGGGUAUAUGCAAGAGCUUUGGUCGCAGCUCUGAGGACUGGUGAAGGUCCGCGUGAUGGUCGGGCAAUUUCAGCUCAUAUGCGGAAUACAACGUACAAAAGUGUCAUGGGAUAUAGUGUUCAUAUGGACGAAAACGGUGAUGCUGAAGGCAACUACACUCUUCUUUCGGUUGAUCUGUCGCGGCCUCCUGGUCUCUACCCACUCGGUGUCUUUCACAAAAUGUCACCUGAAUUACGACUCCUUCGAGAGAUUAAAUGGCCCGGCGGUCGCGUGCCUCUGUCAGAACCACCGUGCGGAUUUCGAGGCGAAAAAUGUGUCAGUCACAUCGGUGCAUGGGCCCUAGGAGCCUCUGGAGGUACCCUCGCUUUAUUAGCUCUGGCUGCACUAGCACUGUACCGCGGAUGGCGUUACGAACAGGAACUCGAUUCUCUCCUUUGGAAGAUCGAUUUUAGAGAUCUUCAUUUGCCAGAUGACGAGCAGCGCGCCAACAAACUGAGUUAUAAAGAACAGUUGAUCAGAGCCGCUUUUUUCCAGCAAGAUAGCAGUGCGGGCUUGAACACGAAUUCAAGCAACGCGAUAUGUGAGAAGGGUAGCACGGGGGCGGCUCGUUCCAGUCAAGUCUCCCUUAGUUCUAACCCGGACCUGGAUUUCCGUUAUUCCGCCAUCUUCACACAAGUGGCGUUCUACAGGGGCCGCUUGCUUGCUGUCAAACGAGUGAGACGCCAUCAUAUCGACAUUAACAGAGAGAUAAAAAAGGAAUUAAAAAUUAUGCGAGAUUUGCAACACGACAAUGUAAACGGUUUCGUAGGCGCCUGUAUUGAGCCGCCUAAUGUAUGCGCGCUCUCUGAAUACUGCACUAGAGGUAGUCUUAAAGACAUUCUGGAAAAUGAAGACAUCAAACUGGACAAUAUGUUCAUUGCGUCGCUCGUCGGAGAUAUUAUUCGGGGAAUGAUAUUCAUCCACGAGUCACCUUUGCAAUACCAUGGUGCGUUGCGACCAUCCAAUUGCUUGGUGGACGCUAGAUGGGUUGUAAAACUGGCAGAUUUCGGGCUAAGAGAGUUUCGUCGUGGAGAACUGCCGCCUUCCGAUCCAACUGCUCUCCGGUCUCAUAUUGAAUGCCUAGUCUAUCUAUCGCCAGAGCUACUAAGGUCAGCUGGAUGGGGGAAGGAUUCUUUUCCAACAUCACUCGAAGUGCGCUGCGGUUCGCCACCUGCGGACGUUUACUCAUUCGCGUUGCUCCUCUACGAACUACAUACGCGCCGGGGCCCUUUCGGUCCUGGGGCCCCGUCGCCUCCUUCACUGCUUCGUCGUUUAGCGCAUCCAUACCCUGCGCCAUACAGACCGCCAUUAGAAGCAUUGGCAGACAGAUUUGACUGUGUACGGGAGUGUUGUGCAGAAUGUUGGGUUGAGGAAACCAGCGCUCGACCAGACUUCAAGUCAAUACGAACUAAGUUACGACCACUGAGGAAGGGAAUGAAGCCUAAUAUAUUCGAUAAUAUGAUUGCUAUGAUGGAAAAAUACGCCAAUAAUUUAGAAGCCCUGGUCGACGAAAGAACAGAUCAACUGCAGGAAGAGAAAAAGAAAACCGAGGCACUUUUAGAAGAAAUGUUACCAGCGCCUGUAGCGGAACAACUCAAGCGCGGGAGACGGGUCUUGCCAGAAAACUACGAUUCUGUUACCAUUUACUUUAGUGAUAUUGUCGGUUUCACAGCCAUGUCUGCUGAGAGCACUCCGCUUCAGGUCGUAGACUUCCUCAAUGAUCUAUAUACUUGCUUCGACUCUAUUUUAGAAAAUUUUGACGUUUACAAAGUAGAAACUAUUGGCGAUGCUUACAUGGUGGUAUCUGGUCUCCCGAUCCGCAAUGGUAUCCUACAUGCGGGAGAAAUAGCGUCAAUGGCCCUUGCCCUGCUCGGAGCCACGAGAGCCUUUCGUGUCCGCCAUAGGCCUGAUCAAAGGCUGUUGCUUAGGAUUGGCAUACAUUCAGGUCCAGUCUGUGCGGGUGUUGUGGGAUUGAAAAUGCCAAGAUAUUGCCUCUUCGGAGACACCGUUAAUACUGCUAGUCGAUUUGAAUCUACAGGUGUCCCGCUGAAAAUCCAUUGCAGUGCCGCGUGUAAGGCGUUGUUAGACCAAUUGGGAGGCUACAUUUUAGAAGAGAGGGGGAUUGUAUCUAUGAAGGGGAAACGCGAUCAAGUGACGUAUUGGGUUAGGGGUGAGGAACCGGCCGCUGCAGCCAGUCGAGCUAGGCGCCGCGCUAUACACAAGGAAGUCACCCCGAUAUCUACGAAUAAGAAAAAUAGGAGUUCACUUAAGACGCGUGGUUGGAAGAAUCAAGUGGGCGGUUUGCACAGAUGUUGCAGUUUAGAAUCUCCAAAGAAACUAAGGUUCGCUUCAGGCAAUCAUUUAGAAUCGCACAAUGAUAGUGUCCUGCACCAUAGAAGUGACGAAUAUUUAAUGGAAGUCAUCGGUGAGAACCGAGUGACUCCAACACCACGCGUAGAACACUUGGAGCCACCAAGUUUACGUCAAGAGUACACAAGUGUAUCUUGUCCUAUUAUAGAGCAUGUGCCGGAAUGUGAUAUUCGACUAAUUGUCAAUGGUGUAGUGGAUCCAGCAGCAGAACCCCUGCUGGCUGAUGCUUAA
Leptosia nina is the source of this 3711-nucleotide messenger RNA. The record is from the annotation of a GenBank genome assembly. Lineage: Eukaryota; Metazoa; Arthropoda; Insecta; Lepidoptera; Pieridae.